AUGCACUUGCACCACUCAACUCCAUGUGUUCAAGAAGAUUAUCACCCAUACCAACCACAGGCGAGCUGCGUUCUGAAUGGACUGACUUCUGAAGAGAUUUGGCAUGACAACGACGGUUGUAGUCAAUCCACAGCGAACAAUGAUGCAGAUUUUUCUGAAGGGGAACCAGUUCAAGUUGAACGAAAUGCUUACACAGAAGACUUCAGUGAGCUUCAGCCGGUUGAAUCACAAUAUCUUACUUUUUUGAUGGACUACAAUGCUGAUUUCGCUUGCGAUAUGUACACACCACCACCUACAACAGCUUAUGAAUGCCCUACAAAUGAUGAUUGUGCUGGUGUUGGGUGA
Messenger RNA from Ostertagia ostertagi, 345 nucleotides. The record is from the annotation of a GenBank genome assembly. NCBI's taxonomy places the organism in Eukaryota, Metazoa, Nematoda, Chromadorea, Rhabditida, Trichostrongylidae.